Molecule: messenger RNA, 1693 nt
Organism: Pseudogymnoascus destructans
Lineage: Eukaryota; Fungi; Ascomycota; Leotiomycetes; Thelebolales; Thelebolaceae
Exons: 2
Coding region: 93-1574 (493 amino acids)
Biological process (GO): base-excision repair
Cellular component (GO): mitochondrion; nucleus
Molecular function (GO): DNA-(apurinic or apyrimidinic site) endonuclease activity; phosphoric diester hydrolase activity; DNA binding
Source: RefSeq, a predicted model, not a curated record
CACAACACAUUGGCUUACGACAAUUUAAAAAACCAAAGCAUAUUCGCACUCAAAGGACGGAUUAACGAAUUUUUGAUAAGAGGAGGGAGAUAAUGUCGCGUCGUUCGAGCAGGAAAUCUGCCAUUGCUUCGUACGCCGCGACACCAGAUAUUGAGAAGGCGGUCGCCGAGAUUGACGAGGCCGUGAGUGAAGAGACGGAAGUCAAGAAACGGGGCGGGAAAGCGGUGGUGAAGAAAGAGGCCACAACAGCAGCAGCGAACGGCAAGACUGAAGCUGCAAAGACCAGUAAACCUACCGCUUUGAAGAGAAAGCAAGAAGCGGAGAUCUCGCCGCCGCCGACAAAGAGGAAGAUCAAAGACGAAGACUCAGACGACGAGAAGAAGAUUGUAGAGAAGCCUGCGAAAAAGGCAGUCAAGAAGCGGAAAACGAAAGAGGAGACUGAAAACGACGCUAUGCCUGUCGCUGCACGCACUGCUGUCACGACGCUGAAGAGGAAGAUGUACAUCGGCGCGCAUAUCAGCGCUGCAGGAGGCGUCCAAAACUCCCUCCCCAAUGCCCUCCACAUCGGCGCCAACAGCUUCGCGCUCUUCCUAAAAUCGCAACGCAAAUGGUCCUCCCCCCACCUCUCCGCCAGCGCAACCUCCAACUUUCUCUCCCUCUCCAAGACCCACUCCUACGACCCAGCCCGGCACAUCCUCCCCCACGGCUCCUACCUCGUCAACCUCGCGCAAUCCGACCCCGAGAAGGCGGAGCAGGCGUAUACGUGUUUCCUGGAUGACUUGGCGAGAUGCGAAGCACUGGGCAUUGGGUUGUAUAAUUUCCACCCCGGGAAUACGGGGGGGCAGUCGAGGGGGGAGGCGGUUGGACGGAUUGCGCGGAUGUUGAAUCGCGCGCACAAAGCGACGAAGUCCGUCGUGACGCUGUUGGAGAAUAUGGCAGGCGCCGGGAACGUAAUCGGUUCGCGGUUUGAGGAUCUGAGGGAUAUUAUCAAAUUAGUAGACGACAAGAGCCGCGUGGGUGUGUGCAUAGACACCUGCCACGCCUUCGCAGCCGGCUACGAUCUCCGCACCCCCGAAGCCUUCUCCAAAACAUUGAACGAAUUCAACGACAUCGUCGGCCCGUCCUACCUCCGCGCCCUACACCUCAACGAUUCCAAAACCCCCCUCGGCAGCCGCCGCGACCUGCACGCCAACAUCGGGACUGGCUUUCUCGGGCUGCGCGCGUUCUGGAAUGUGGUUAAUUACCCGGGGUUUGAGGGGCUGCCGAUGGUGCUGGAGACGCCGAUAGAGAAGAUGGUGGGGGGGAAGAAGGUGGGGGGGGAGGAUAGGGGGGUGUGGGCGAGGGAGAUUAAGUUGUUGGAGGGGAUGGUGGGGAGGGAGUGGGGAGAGGGGGAGAGGGAGGUGGAGGUGGGACUGCAGGAGGAGGGGAGGGAGGAGAGGGAGAGGUGUGGGGGGCAGGUGGAGAGGAAGGCGCAGAAGGCGUUGGAUGGGAUGUUUAAGAAGGGGAAUGGGAAGGGGAAGAAGAAGGUGGAGGUGGAGACGGAUGAUGAGAGUGAGGGGGGGUGUAGUCAUUGAUGGGUUUUGGGGCUGAGAUGCGAGGGGUGUGAAGGGCAAAAGGCGUUGGGUGGAAGGUAUCGGGAUGCAUACCUAUGUAUAGAUAUAUACUACAUUAAUAAGAAAACCGGAAUCAGAAG